Molecule: messenger RNA, 1416 nt
Organism: Carassius auratus (goldfish)
Lineage: Eukaryota; Metazoa; Chordata; Actinopteri; Cypriniformes; Cyprinidae
Product: apoptosis regulator BAX-like
Exons: 6
Coding region: 168-767 (199 amino acids)
Biological process (GO): mitochondrial fusion; release of cytochrome c from mitochondria; regulation of apoptotic process
Cellular component (GO): mitochondrial outer membrane
Molecular function (GO): channel activity; BH domain binding
Source: RefSeq, a predicted model, not a curated record
UGUGACGAUGGCAGUAAAUACGCGGAAGUGAUUAUUUUUUUAAACAGUAGCAGACAAAGCAGGACUUAAUAAACCAGACGUUCAGGCAUCUCAUUGAUGUAAAAGCCUACACAUAGACUACAGUUUCAUUGUGUUUUAUUAAGUGGUCGUCAAAACUAGGAACAAGGAUGAACACAGAAAAAAAAGAAGCGCUCAUGUCAUCAGAUUACGAGUUUUCAAAGAAUCUUGUACUUAGGUCACUGAAGGAUCAGGUACAGAGGGCGGGAAUAGAAGCAUCAUCUCUUCCUGAACCACAGCCAAUGAAUGAUGACCAGGAGCAGCUCCUUGACCAGGUUGCCACCUUAACUAGAGACAUCGGCGACAUUCUCGAUCGGAAUACAUAUUUCAAUAAGAUGGUUGGUAAGCUUGCAGAUGUGGCAGAUAUACGGAGUUUCCAGAAACUUGUAGAAAAAGUGUUUGUUGACGGCAUCACCUGGGGGAAAAUUAUUACUCUAAUCUGUGUUAUUGGUAAAGCAGUUGCAAAGAUUCUUGCAAAUUCAGCCCCAACCAUUGUGUCUUGGACACUGGACUACUUCAGGAAUUACCUACAGAACUGGAUCUGCAGUAGGGGAGGAUGGGUCAACAGUAUCUAUACUUUGGCUCGUUCCUCUUAUGAGCUAGAUUUUGGUUCCUCAUCCAACCCAAUCCCCCUUUCUUCUGGAGUAAUCUUCCUCAGCGGAGCACUACUGGGUGGCUUUGUUGUCUGGAGAUUAAAGAGAGGUGCCUGAGGAGGAGGAAGUGGAGGGCCGAUAAAGUGAGAAAAGGAGGAAUGCUGGGAUUUACACAUGCUACGGACCAAAACAAAGAUACUUUGGUGACCAAAUAAAAGAGAAAUUAGGCUGUUUAGGAAUAUUAUGCAAAAUGAGAGUGGAUGUGAAAUAUUGUGAUUUUUCUUUCACCUCUGAGUCCAUGUGACAAAGAUGAAGAAUGAGGGCACUUACAAUUCAUCACAUCCAGAAUGGGACAUAGUGUAGCAAUAACCAGCAAUAUUUCAAAUAUCCUAGAUCUGUGCCACGAUGACUGUUCACUGUCAUUUUAGAGACACUGAUAUUAACCUCUACCUCAUUUUUACUUGUGCCAUUGUUUUAACUCAUUGUACUCAUUAACUACAUUCUGUUGUCAGACUAACCCCUCUUUCACACCGCAAGUGUGAGAGAUGCGCGAGCAGCGCGUCCACGCAACUACCUCGUCACUGUAGAAGCAGACUCUCGCGAGUAUUCACACUGGAAGCGUCUAAGUACAGCAUCACAGCAGCGGCUUCAAAGCGUGUUCGGCAGAUAGUAUAAACAUUUCAAACAAUGGGUAUAAUUCUUUCAACAUUUGUUUUUAUAACAAUACACCAUACUUUCACCCAAAACGAUAAAUUAAAAAAAGUUU